This is a messenger RNA of Peniophora sp. CBMAI 1063, 225 nucleotides long. The record is from the annotation of a GenBank genome assembly. NCBI's taxonomy places the organism in Eukaryota, Fungi, Basidiomycota, Agaricomycetes, Russulales, Peniophoraceae.
AUGACCGCUGCCGCCAGUGGUUCGAGUAUUGCCGCCUAUGGGUGGGACAUGUUAGCCAAGCUGAAUGUCUCGACGACGUCCACAGUUGUGGAUGUCGACAGGCUUUGGCUGGCUGGUGUCGCCGGGCCUUUGACGGCGAUGGUUCGACGCUUGACGCUCGCGGGGACUUGUCAUGUCGAAGAUCUUGAUGCAUAUGCUACUGAUGUACAGAAUCGUUCUCCAUAG